AUGUUAUUUCAAAUUAUAGCGUCUGUUGCCACUACAUCGGCCGCUGCUACAACUGAUACAUCCAGUACAACGACAAAUGCAGCAACGACACGAAUGGUAACAACUGGAACAACCACGUUGAAAACAUGUCCAACAAGUUAUCCAACUAACUAUUCGUCCGCAACCUCACCAUCACCGGCGUUGACAGGAGCUUAUGGUACAAACAUUGUCGUCAACGGUGAUGGUGAAACGGGGCGAUGUCUUUCAAGUGGUAAUACUGUGUUUCUGCAACCGACAGGAUGGACAGUUAGCGGACUUGCAACUCAAAUCUCUUAUUUGAAUACGGCAGGUGAUCAGUCUUUGUCGAGUAUUGGCCCAAGCUUGUCUGAACGUGGCUGCUGCUAUUUCAUCGGAGGUCAGUCGCCUCCCUCAGUUACAACUAUGAUGCAGACAAUUAAUGUAACCGCCUACGCUGUGGAUAUUGACUCAAAUCUCGUUUAUUAUAAUCUUUCGGCAUGGAUGGGUGGUUGGGGUGGACAAGAUGAUAACGCUCGAGUUUCAUUUCAGUUUCUAAGUCAAACAUUAAGUGUGAUAGGCAACAGCACGGAAAUUGGUCCGGUACUUGACGCAGAUCGUGGUGGCACUGCCAAGUUAAUGUAUCGAUCGGCAGCCGGAAUGGUUCUGGUAAACACACGAUACAUUAAUGUUGUUGUGACUAUGACACGUGUUUAUGUAACUGGUGCAUUAAAUGAUGGAGAUAUUGACAAUGUUGAGAUUGUCUUUUCAAAGUGA
Molecule: messenger RNA, 771 nt
Organism: Didymodactylos carnosus
Lineage: Eukaryota; Metazoa; Rotifera; Eurotatoria; Philodinida; Philodinidae
Source: the annotation of a GenBank genome assembly